Molecule: messenger RNA, 582 nt
Organism: Necator americanus (New World hookworm)
Lineage: Eukaryota; Metazoa; Nematoda; Chromadorea; Rhabditida; Ancylostomatidae
Exons: 1
Coding region: 1-582 (193 amino acids)
Source: RefSeq, a predicted model, not a curated record
AUGUGGAUCUCCUCAAGACCUCGAACAGGAAUCAGAGUGGACGGACAACCGAUGGAACUCGUCGAUGAGUUCUGUUACCUGGGCUGUAUGCUGAAGAACAACGGCAGCUACGAGAGAGAUGUUCAGCAAAGAUGCGCUAAGGCCACUUCUGCAUUUAACUCUUUAACGAAAUGCCUGUGGUCGACCACCUUCACCGACGCAGUCAAGCUGCGAGUCUACCUAUCCGCAAUUCGCCCCAUCAUGAUGUACGGAUCGGAGACUUGGACAGCACCAUCUACGGUGAUGGAGAGGCUUGACUACACAUCACGAAAGCUGCUUAGAUGGCUACGUGGCUAUUUUUGGCCUAGGGUAUGUCACAAUGAAGAUCUUUACGCAGAAAUUGAUGUGGUACACUGGCGGAUGACAUGUGGAAGAUAUCAACGUUUUUCACCACCAUCGAAAGUGGAUAUAAGUAAAUCGUCUUCGCUUCUUCGGUCAUAUGUUAAGGAGACCUCCGGAUCGCCUUGUUCAACGAGUUCUGAGGAGUUUGUCGGGUUAAAGCUGGAAGAAGCCACCCGGCCGAAAACGGAAGUUGUUAAUUGA